This is a messenger RNA of Colletotrichum graminicola M1.001, 894 nucleotides long. RefSeq lists its product as uncharacterized. Lineage: Eukaryota; Fungi; Ascomycota; Sordariomycetes; Glomerellales; Glomerellaceae. Bases 1 to 894 code for a protein of 297 amino acids. The transcript has 2 exons. The record is from RefSeq and is a predicted model, not a curated record.
AUGGACGCGGGCUAUUCCUAUCCAGCGCCUGCUGGCUCCGAAGCCGAGUUCGCCCCAGGAACGGCCCCAGAUCAUCCAAACUCGGCGCCCUACCUCCUCCCGUACUUGAACGGAGGCCAAGAUGGGGAAGAAGAGGGCGGAGGCCAAUAUGGCGAGGCGGUCUCACACACGAGCGAUGAUGUAGUCCCUGUCUUCUCGGAAGACGAGUUUCGAGAGAUACUCGAGACUGAGUGGGGCUACGCCGCCUUCAACGGUCUUCUUCCCGAGCCUGCUGCUGGCUCGAGUGCGCUCCCAACUGCUGGCCCGGCCCCCAUGGCUGAGAUGGAUCUGCUCGGCCCCGACGUGCCUCUCGGCUCUAGCCAGCAUCCCGGCUUCAUGCCUGCCGUUGGUCCGCCUCCUGUUGUUUACCAGCCUUCUGCCUUCGGACCGGCCGCCGCCGCCCCAGAUAUACCUGGCUUUCUUGCUGCCGCUGCCCCCGGCAAUGCCGCUGGCCCUAUUGCUCCCCAAGCUCAUGCUACCUCCGUGCCUCCCGCUGGCAUCGUUGUUCAGCAGCCGCUGUACCCCCCCGGCUUCCGCAUCCAGGACAACCUCGUCCUGCGCCACGACUGGCCGCAGGGCCUUCUGCAGCCGUCGCCGAGACACUUCACGUACGAGCGAAGCGGGAACCCCAAGCCGGCGCAAGAUAACGCAGUUUGGUGCAAUAGCUGCGAAUACUGGCUGUGGGAACCCUGCUACGAACGCGCUCCGCUGAGCGCGCGGGACAGAGCUCGCUGCUGCAACCGCUGCCACUGGCGCAAGAAGAGUGCUCGCGGCAUGGGCUUGCACGAGUGGAUGCUUGCUGCUCAGCCGAGAAUGAUGCACCUCCUCAAGAAAGACGCGGGCUAUGUCGCCUAA